CUUUUUCUCAUUGCGAGUCGUCGCAACUUGGAAUGCUCUCCCAGCCGAGGUAGUUACAGCCCCCUCAGUGGACUGCUUUAAGAAGAGACUUGAUAAUCACGUACUCACAUGCGGACUAUCAUCUCCCUCUUGGACAAGCUGUGCCUGAUGCAUAUCUUGAGACCUGCUAGUUGUUACCAUUGCCAUCUCCUCAGAUCACUUAAUUAAUUUAACUCGCCUAUUCCUCUCCCUUGCUUACACUUCGGUCCUCUCUCACAACCUUCACUACCAAUUAAUAAACUAAAUUCAUCUAUAUAUUACUCAGUUCUGAAAUUUUAUUCAUAUUAUCAUUUUCAUUUAUGCUUAUUACCCUUAUUACUCUCCACAUUGCAACUAACUGAUCUCCGGUUUGGUAAAGUGACGGCUGCUAGUAUCCAGAAACCCUACUGCCCUGAAACAAACGUUUCAUUCAAAUCCCGAGACAUACAAACUCACAACCAACUGCCAACUGACUAGAAUUAGACAGUCGAGUGGCUAGACCUCCAUCCAUUGGACAUUACCGAACACCUGGAACCGUACCGAAAGAACAAGAAUCGAGCGCGAAGAAAUCAAAUUGGUUUACACUAGCUCGUGAAAAAGAUAUUGGAUAUUGGAUAUUGGAUAUUGGGUUCAUUGGAGGUACUAUAAGUUCAAGGACACGAACUGUAGCAGUUAUCUGAUUCUCAUUAUCUUGUAGACGAAUGACAGCUGCAACUAAGAAUACUUUUGAAUCAGUCGGUUGUUCACACAGUGAAGAUAUUCAUGAUGAUGUCAAAUUAUGUUCCGUUGAAGCUAAAGCUGCUAUAGCUGAAGUGGGUUUUGGUGUUAAAGAAAUAUGCUUGGCAUCCGAUUCUUUACCAUUCUGUGAUACAUUAGCCUACUUGAAUCUAACUACAUUGGAAGGCGAGAAAAUGUGUAUUGAAAUUAGUGUGAAAGGAUUUUGUCCUGUUGGUUCCUCUUAUGAUGAAGUUAGAAAACAACCAGUGGAUAAUUCCAAUUCCGAUGCCCAACCUGCAGAUUGUGAAGAUUAUUAUGAAACAAUCUAUUCUCUACUGUCUGUUCGAAGUCCAUUAUUUCGGCAUAGUUUUUCACAAAAUUUAUCUAAUCGAUUAGAAGAAUUGAAUAAAAAACAAAUUAACGCUAAUACUACUGCUACUACUUAUGAAGAUAGUAAGUAAACCGUUACGCUUUUUUUUAUAAGAGAGAGAGAGAUUAAAUGCUUUCACAGUGAAAGCAAAUGAAUUUUUGAUUUGUAUGCUAUUUGUUUUGUGUGUGAAUGUGUGUAUGUAUGUAUGUAUGUGUGUGUUAGGAUGAAGAAAAUAAUUCAGGCAGAUGAAACUUUUACAAAAUAUCUUACAACGAAUAAUUAUUGUCUGCAUUUUCUUUUAUUAUAUAAUUUUUAUACUACUUAUAUAAUUUACUGUAUCUUUUCUUAUAUUGCUGCUAUAUUUGCCAAUUGUCCUAUUUGUAAUGUAUAAGCUGCUGUUGUUGUUGUAUAUUUAGUUUCAUUAAGUUGUAGUCAGUUAAUGUCUGUCUGUCUGACUGACUGACUGACUUACUAUUCAGUUUU
Messenger RNA from Schistosoma turkestanicum, 1588 nucleotides. The record is from the annotation of a GenBank genome assembly. Lineage: Eukaryota; Metazoa; Platyhelminthes; Trematoda; Strigeidida; Schistosomatidae.